Molecule: messenger RNA, 11818 nt
Organism: Nomia melanderi (Alkali bee)
Lineage: Eukaryota; Metazoa; Arthropoda; Insecta; Hymenoptera; Halictidae
Source: RefSeq, a predicted model, not a curated record
GCUGGAGAAGCGGCCGCAGCCGCAGCCGCCUCGGAGCUCUGAGGAGCUGGAGGAUCUGCACAAGCUGCUGCACUUCCCCGAGGAGGUGGCGCUCAGGUUGACGGAGACCGAGUACCAGCUGUUCUACCAGGUACCUCCGCAAGAAUACCUAAGGCACGUGGUGCAAGAACUGAACACGCAGAACCCACCUGCCAGGCCACCCCCGUCGCCGAGUCGCAGCUACAACGCUCCUACCACCACCAACAACUCGACCCAGACCGAGGAAGAGUCGAACUGGCCUGUUCCCAACCUGUCCUCCUCCGUUCAAACGCUCAUCAAUCGUUUUAAUGAGGUAAGCUCAUGGGCCGCUCAAAUGAUACUAAACGGCUCAACAUUAGAAGAAAAACAGGCAGUUCUCUCAUGCUUGCUUCGAGUGGCGCAAACCUGUUGGAACAUCGGAAACUUUAACUCAGCCAUGGAAAUUAUCGGCGGCCUCAAAUCCAGCAAUCUGAAGCUUUUCUGGCAAGUUGUGAACGAGCCCCGGCCACUUUUGGACAGUCUGGCCUCCGCCUUUUUGUCUUCUGAAUAUGAGUACGCGCUCGCCCGCGCACUGGCAAUGCCGGAAUGCCCUGUGAUACCGUUCUUCGGACCUUUUCUCAAGGAAUUGCGGAACAUCAUCGCUGCCGAGUCCAAGCCUCAGGAGGAAAGCAAGGACUACCGUGAACCACCUCGCAACAGGGAUGCCGAUCCUGAGAACGUGUCGUCCGCGAGGCAAUUUACGAAAAUCGAGACUAUCGCUGAAUCGCCGUCGGAAUGCAACUCAAGAAACAGUUCCUUGGACCAACCUGAGAAGAGUACUCCAGUUCGUGAUGCAAACUCAGUCCUCGAGAAAGUCGCGGAAUUUCAUAAGCAUCGUCACGCGCGGGGCAAGGAUGCAACGACCAGUUCGCUUCAUCGCACCCUGAGCAUUCACACGACUGCGAUCGAGCAAACCUACAUGGUCGAAGAAUGCGACGAGAACGACUAUCACCUCGAUCUCGAUUCCUACAAACCGGUGCAACCGCUCCCGAUCGACCAUGGAGUUGCAUUAUUCCCCGUCGCUGCGUCGCACUCCGGAAUGGAUUUGCAUCUUCUGCAGGUGCUACAUCACGGUACAACGUUGGUCCACUGGGACAGCGAGGGUGGCACGACGAGAACCGCUUUGAUAUUCGCGCGAGUCGAUCGCGCUUGCGGCACGUUCGUUUGGGAGAAACCAGCAUGGAGCCCGCUAAAGACGGCUCAGAUAGGCAGCGGCUCAUCCGGAGACUUCUCGAUCUCUAACCCAGAGGACACGGUGCCAACCGGCUUACUAGCAAGGUAUACAACACAACAGUCGGAUUGCGCGUCCGUGACACUGGAAGAGGGAUUUUUAGAUCUCAGUUCCGUCAAGGAAGUUAUGAUCGGGUGCUGCGAUCGGGACAGAGAAACAGACCUCCGAAGCAUUUGCAAGAGGUACGGGCUACCGGGCUCCGACUCGUGUAUCGGCCUCAUGUACGGCUCAAGUCUGCCGGACAAUCGACUGAUGUUUCUGCUUUGCCCCCCUGCCCUCAGCAAAAUUUGGUACAUGGGUCUCUGCUGGAUUUUACGAGGCCUGAAACGACAGCAGCAAUUAACGGACCGUAGAUCCCGAUGGUUAAAAGAGAAGUAUCUCCAACUUUAUUUCGAGGAAGGCUGCCUGGAGCCGAUGACCGCGGACGCCAUUAGAGCUUUCGGCGGCCGUGAUUGGUCUGCAACCGAAACGAUCGGUACACUUUCGCCAACGAGUAGCACACUGCGGAAACGAAAAACAAAGAAAACGAAAUCCAUUAGCAAUAUUCAUGCGUUAACAAAGGAUUUGAGCCUAAAACAGUAUGAGACCUCGUCCUCGGACAGUGGCUUAUCAGCCACCCCACUUCGCCAGAUUACGGGCAGCAGAGAAAGCCUGACGAGAAUCAUACCAGCAUCCCCACGGUCUAGCAGAGAUCGAAUACUCCCGCGCAGUCCGCCUGGUUCAUACCAACGAACUAUAACUUCUAACUUACCUUACUCCGGCUUUCACAGCCUGUUAUGCGUCGACAGGGACAGGGAUAAGAAUGGGUCCGGCAUGUCAGGUGGAUUGGAGACACCUUUCCAAGUGAAAGCACGCACAAGUUCCAUAAUGAACGAUACCCAGUUAAACUUCGUCGAAUUCGUCGCACUGUUUCGCUCAUUCAGCCUAAGAGCCCGAAAGGAUUUGCGCGACCUAUUUGGCCAAUUGGCGAUCACCUGUCGCAGCCAGAGCGACGGUUCUUUGGGCGACUUCAAUAUACGGCCGACCGUGCUACGACAGACCAGUGACGCAACGCCUCAACGAAUCGGUCUCCUGACGCGGAACAAUUCUAUCGACUGUCACGAAUACAAAACCAGCCGCAAUCUGCAGAAGAAACAAGUUUUCGAUGCAGUGGCAGCCGCCAGUAUUGUCAACAAUUGUUCCGGCGUUGAUACAUCGAAAUCACAGGUCAUCACGUUGGCAACGUUCACGAAAUUUUUGGAAUCACGGCAACAGGAGAAGUUAACGGACGAGGAAGUCAAGGCGUUGGUUAAGCGACACGAACCGGACCCAGCGCUGCGUACACAAUGGAGUUUGUCUUUCGAGGGCUUUGCACGGUACAUGAUGGACAAGGACAAUUAUGCUUUCCCAAACGAGUACGCGACACCGUCCGAGAUUGAAAUGCAACAGCCAUUGUCCCAGUAUUACAUCGCUAGCUCGCAUAACACUUAUCUGACCGGCCAUCAACUUAAAGGGGAAUCUUCGGUGCAACUUUAUUCUCAAGUACUGCUGACGGGGUGUCGUUGUGUAGAACUCGAUUGCUGGGACGGCGAUGAUGGGUCUCCAGUUAUUUACCAUGGGCACACCUUCACCACCAAGAUACCAUUUCGCUCGGUCGUAGAAGCAAUUGACAGAAGUGCUUUUGUCAGUUCCCCAUAUCCUGUGAUUCUCUCCAUCGAGAAUCAUUGCUCCCAGAGUCAACAAGCUCGGAUGGCCCAAAUCUUUCAAUCGGUUUUCGGUGACAAGCUCGUAACAAAAUUCCUGUUUGAGACGGAUUUCAGCGAUGAUCCCCAGCUACCUUCGCCGUCGCAGUUGCGACACCGAAUAUUGAUCAAAAACAAGAAACUGAUAGUGGAUCCUGCCGGUCCUCUGCCACACGCUCCCUUGGGUCACCGCGGAAAGAUGCUGUCCGAUCGUGCAUCAUCUAUGAAGCAGAUGCGUACUGACGUAAGCGCUGCUUCCGUCGUUGAAUAUUUCAGCGAGGACGAUGACGACGAAGAUGACGACGACGAGGAUGACAAUAUCGACGAUAACUCGAUCUCCAGUUACGAAAGAUACUUGGGUGGAACGCAGGUAUCUCAUAGUAGAUUAAAGUCAGAUUCCGCGGUCGACGACAAGUCUCAGAAGCAAAGUAGCCAAAUUGCUAAGGAACUUUCGGACUUGGUAAUAUACUUGCAAGCCAUCAAAUUCCGUGGAUUAAACACGACGCCGGGAACCACAGCAAUCGGAAAAGCGCGUCACCAACCACACACAGGACCCGUGCAGAGGCAUAGUAUCGCUGGCAUAGGAACGACUAGCAUACCUGGCACUUCUGGAUCACCGCAGUCGCUGUCAACGUCGGCUUCACUUGCAAGCGGUAGCAGUAAUAUCGACAAUCUCUUCAGAAUCAACCGCGGAGUACCUGCCUGUUUCCAAUGCUCCUCUUUGAACGAAAGCACAGCGAAGAAGAUCUGCAGAAAACAACCUUUGGGCGUUCUCGCGCACUCGGAGACCCAGCUAAUUCGAACAUAUCCAGCCGGAAUGCGUAUCGAUUCCACAAAUUUUAAUCCUGUAAUCUUCUGGGCGUUUGGGAUCCAAAUGGUGGCGCUAAAUUACCAGACCGACGAUGCUGGAUUAAACCUGAACGCCGCUAUGUUUGAGCAAACUGGACAAUGCGGAUACGUUAGAAAGCCUUCUGUGAUGUGGGAUAAGGGACACAUGAUGUACAGACGUUUCAAUCCAUGGGACAAGGAAUUCGACGGACUGCACUCGGUGCACUUGACGCUGUCAAUAGUUUCCGGCCAGUACGUUUCCCCAACAAAUUUCGUUGCGAGCACGUACGUCGAGAUCGAGUUGGUAGGCAUACCAAGCGACUGCGCGAAACAUAAAACGAAAGUGGUGCAGAACAACGCACUGAAUCCAAUCUGGAACGAACGGCUCUGCUUCCAAGUGAUGUUCAAGGACCUGGCCUUCCUUCGUUUCGGCGUGGUAGAGGCGAAUUCCCAUCACUUGAUCGCGCAGAAGGUGAUACCGUUGAAAUGCUUGAGACCCGGGUACAGACAUGUGCGUCUGCGCUCCUGCAAGAACAAACCGUUAGCCCUGUCGACGCUGUUCAUAUAUUCCCGCCUCGAAGAAGAGAGUCUAGACUACAACACCUGCUGCCGUGACCACAAGGAACCGUCGAAGCGUUCUUUGACAGGAAAGGAACCAGAGAAACUAACCACCGUGGAUCCUGGUUUAGGCGGCGUAACAUUGAAAAGGAGGAUGUUCUUCUUGAUGGUAUACCACGUGGUACCUAACGAGCAGUACACCAUUUUAAAAGUCACCCAAGAGAGCACCACCCAAGAGGUAAUGCUCCAAGCGCUUCAGAAGGCUGGAAUAUCCGCGGACAGGGUUGACGAGUACAUCCUCGUUGAGGAGGUGUCUCGUGGCUGGGAGAAGAAGGACAAGGAAGAGCUACCGACACAACGAGUACUAGACCCAACAGAGCGUCCUCUGCAAGCGCAGGCAUCGUGGAAGGGGCAGGGACGCUUUUUGUUCAAGAGAGUGGGCGACGACCCAAGUACUAGAGCCUGGCUAGCUUCCAUCAGAAGUACCGCGGGCCACUCGAAGUUGGACUCGGAAAGAGAUACAUCUACGCAUAUAUGGGACGAAACCGACACCUUCUUGGUCUGCAUCUACAACGUGUCACCAGACAUACCGUACGCGAUUCUGCGUGUCCGAGUGAGCAGUUCAGCUCAAGAUGUCCUAGCGCAAGCACUAGUCAAAGCAAGACGAAUGGAGGAUCCUACAAAAUUUGCUUUAGUAGAGGAGCUGGAGUGGGGUGGAACUGGUGCUGUCGGUAGCGGUAACCGUCAGUUGAGGGUCCUGCGCGAUGACGAGAACGUGUACAGCACGCAAGCCUCCUGGAAGACACUUGGAAGAUUCAUUUUGAGGGAGCGGGAGCAAGCGAUACCCAGGCGACAUCUGCUACCGGCUACCUUGGACAGGCUCAGCAAGGGUUUCUCUGUGGGAAGAUCGGUCUCCUUGCCGGGUUCCAGCAAGGAGAAGGCGCCUGUUGCGGAAGCCUUAUCCGAUCCCACCUCCAGGGGACCUAGACACCGUUUGCUGACCCCUGGCCGCAGGAGGGAGGUCCAUUCCGACGGCGAGGAUACCCGCGAGUCCGACAUUGUGAACGCUGCGCUUCACUUGAAGAAACUGUCGAUUAGGAAAUUGCGAGUUUGGAAGUCAUAGUGGCAGUCCCGGGCGACGUCGAUUUCAUCGAUCUUCGCCACUCGGAGAAAUGAGUCGUAAGUUGUACCGUUAGAUCGUUGCAUUUCAGGCGAGCCGGUUGAGUUUCGGCUUGACCAGGCUCGCCAACGGCGAUACGUACUCGAUGAAUCUCGGUGCUCGCUCUCGCAGCGGUGACCGAACAGCAUUGAAACGCUGUCACGCAGUUCUAAAGCAGACGCCUAAUUGUACCUCACGACGAUACUUGAACACGCACGAUCUGAAUCCUCGAAUUAUUGCUCGGAGACGGACCGGUUUAGACGAAUUUUAUGAUCGGUGUGGACGGAGUUUGAUUGGACGUGGUGUAACGUCGCUCGUAUGCGACGGUUCGAUUUUAUUUGAGUGGCACGAAAUCAGCCGAGUUACGUUCGAGCAAUCCUGUCGAUUGAAAUGAAAUUUUUUGACGUUUCAUUUGUGUACCACUUGGUCAACACGGUUCGUUGAAUUGGAAAAUUGACCCUGAUACGGAUUGCUUUUUGGGUUCUUUACGGUCUUGUGGCUUUGCUUUAACUGGUGUACCGUUAGACAAAUCGUGUGACAGCCAGGAAGAAACAUUUUGUGCCAAAUUGUCAGGAUUCAUUUCAUUCAGUUAAUUUCAUUUCGUGGAGAACUUCAGAGAAAUUUAGUGCAGAAAAGUUAAUUUUGAUAAUUUCAUUAAGUGGAAACUGAUUCCUUGAAUUUUUUUCUGAAGAAAAGAUACUUAUACUUUAAGUAUUUAAAUUUUCUUACUCGUCGUAUCUGUAUUACAAAAAUUCAAAGAGUUCAGUAAACUGUUUUAAUUAUGAUCGUAGCAGGGUCAAGUUAACGCGCAAUGGUGUCUGCAAGUACACAUAAUUUCGAUUGGUUUGUCGCACGCGAUGAGCGAGUUUUGCAGCAGCAAGUGUAAGCAUCAUUAAUUUUGAAACCGGAAAACUUUUCUAGUCACUGAAACAGCGUGUGAACACGCGAAUUAUGAUCUUCAUGGAAACGUAGUUCCUCCGAGGACACGCAGAGCUACCGAAUUCGGCGCUUCCCAAGCAUUUUCCAAAGAAUACUCAGAAAUAUUUUUUAAUCGCAACAUUCUGUUCAACCGAUUAGUUUAUUGGGUUUCUAGAUCGACAUAAUCCUGUUUUCCAUAUUUUUGUAUACGCGUGUACAUAUUUUUAAUCUAAACUAUAUAUUUUAAUAUGUGUAUAUAUUUACAUUUAACGGAUACAUUGUAUUUAAAACAAGGAAGAAAGAAGAGUAACAGAAAUUCUAUAACGCCGUGACAUCGCAGAUAGGCUUCGUUCGAUUCAUCACGAUUUUGGAAACUGUCACUAGAAAGAGAAAUGAAUCGGUUCAUUUCAGAGAUGAAGCCAUUGUAUCGAUUUCCAAAUAUCAAUGUAACUUACACCGGGACCUGAUUCUUUUUUAUAAGCAUUUACUUACCCCCCUCCCCCUCAAGUCAUUAACGCUUGCACUUUGAGUACCUGACUCAUCCGUGAACGUUCUCUUUUAUUCACUUAAUAUUCUAUAGUGUUUUUACAUGUGCAACGUCAUCGUGCAGUCUACCGUCGAUUAUACAAGAGAAUUUUCAUGUAUCCCCAAAAGAUUAAAUGACACUGCAGAAAAGAAGAAAAUCGAAAAUUACAAAUUUACGUAAUUCAGAAUCAAAGUUGCAAAAUACAUUUGUACCCUUUCUGGGAGGUUACGAGUGAAAAUACAUUUUCAGAAGUUGUAUAUAUUUUACGUGCAAAGUGCGAAAACAAAUUACCAACGCUUUAAACGUUUUGUAACAUAUUGAACAAAAUAUCAGUUCUUCAUUCUUUUUUACCUAUCUUUCCACGAUUUUUCAUAUCUGUUCGAAUUGCUAUAUUAACUCUCGCUAUACUUCGCAGACAAUAACAAUUGCCCUUUAUAUUUUAAUCUACCUCAUUGUUUUUUACUCGCUACAAAAGUACAGAUAUACAAUAUUUCCAUUUAAAGAAUAUUUUCUUCGAAAUAAAACAGGCUGCACGAUCUUCCGUUCAUUUCUACGAAAACUAUCGCGAAAAAAGAAAAAGGAAGAAUGACACAGAUCAAUAAAGUUUCAAUACAUCACGAAUGACGGAGUAUACCACUUCUUCCACGAAUUUCUUUCUUUUGCUAUAAUGAUUUAUCGUGAAGUAUCAGUUCGAUACUCGAUUAUAUAAUUCGAUCAACAUCCCCCUUUCGGCGUAGAGCGAAAGAUAACCAUAGGAAUAUCGCGUAGAAUAACGAAGCAGAAAACGAUUCAGUGAUCGUUCACGCUCGAAUGACAAAUGAAGACGUCUAGUCAAGCUCUAUCAUCGAUGUAUCUGUUAGAGAUACGCUCGAAUCGAGGUGUACUCAAAAUGAUUUUAUAGGUGCGACGCUUCUAAACACGACUCGUCCGCGAUUAAACGACUGCAUUCUAACAAAAAAACGAAAAAAGAACGGAACAGAAAAAAGAAAAAUGAUUCACCGUAGGACAAAGUUCUCGAGAUUGUAACGAGACAAAUUGACGUUACUUAUUGCUGCGAGUCUUUGUUAAAAAAUGAGAAAGAAAGGAAGAGAACAAAAAAUAACGCAGUAACGAAAACAAAAAAAAUACAGUAUUAUUUCUAUGCCGCCGACAAAUUGCGUUAUUUUCGGUCGGCGUAACGAUCAUGCUAGUCAAGGAAUCGCUCUCGGUCGCGAAAGUAAGCCACGGUGGUUGCAAUCAGAGUUUACUGGCGGAUCGCGAUCAUUUAACCGCUCAAGAUCGUCAAGGAGCAACCAUCGCCAUUAUUCGUCGUUUGAAUAGCCCGCCGAUUCUACUAUUCUAAUUGUAAGUAGAAUAAAUUAUGCCUGGUAAGUGGUUCAGAGUAGUUCUUGAGCGGUUAUUUGUAUUUUCAUCCUAUCUUUCACUGCGCAUCGUCUUCGUCAAUAGCUCGGAGACCACGUAUAAAAUUGUCGAUCCCCAGCUAAUGGCCAAUAGCAUAGAGAAUUAAAUCGCUAGUCGACAAACAUUCUAUCAUCACGGAGAUCUGUUUUAUUAUUUAAUUGUUACGAGAAUGCAGUGCGGGCAAUAUUUGUAAAUAUAUAUUACAUUGUCUUCUCUGUUGCUAUAUGUAACCAAAUACAGUGUUCUCCCCAUAACUACGAGCUCCGGCGACCCCGUUAGCGUCUCGUUUCUAUCAUCACCGUCUCUCGUUGCGUUGCUCAGUAAAUGGCAGGUCUUCGUGAAAGGGGAACGGCGACGAACGUCAGCCAACGAGGACGAAGACAGAACAGCCUCCACCACUCCCGAGCGUCUAACCGAACCUCCCGAGUUUCGCGAUGUUAUGGGGAGAAUACUGUAUACGAUUAAUGAGAAUUCUUAUCACGCGUGGAGUCUUGCUACUUACGAGGGAACGUUCGACGCUUGUACCACCGAUUCUUACGGAAUAUUAUCCCCACCUCGUAUUUUUACGAAUGCCAGUACAAUCAUGUACUGGACGUGUUAAGUGCAUUGUUCAAUAUUUUACGAAGGAAUCUUUAACGUUGCUAGAAAAUAUUUUUAUUUUUGUUGAUACCUCUUAUUGUUAGUUUUCUUAGUUUUAUAGUGGAGACAUGUUAGUUCUUUCGCGAUGAAAGUAUAUGCCACAGCAGAUCUCAGUGUUAAUAGAAAAAUAAUAUAUUACAAAAACACUUAAUUGGAAUAAAUGGCACUGAUGUCUAGGCAAUUCAAAAUUAACAGUAUGAUUUUAUUCGUAACGCUUAAUCUUCAGAACAUUAAAAUUCAUAACACUACUGAAUGAAUCAACAAUUAAUUAUCAGUAACGUCUUGAAAAAUUAAGUUCAGUAAUUACCCUCUAACAUCUGAGGAUAUUUAACUACGCAUAGAAUAAACAACAAAAAAGCUUUCGAGUCUUUUAAGCGUCAACAAGAACAAAGUAAACUCAUACGUCCAAAGGAAACACUGCGCAAGUAGUGAAUUCAAUUUCUAUCAAAAAAUUAUUGAGCAGUGUACUAUAGACAUUUCUCGCAAUUGUUAUUCGUAAUAUUAAACACGAAAAUUGGCGGGCCGCGUCGGCGGCUCAAGCGUCCCGCGCUCCCUCCGUUGCAAAUCAUAUUUAUUAUAUAUUGUUGAUACUGAAAUGAAGAUGAAAAAAGAAAUAGUAGAUCCAUGUUCCUUUUACAAUCGUUGCCCCCUUACCCACCCUCGCCCCCCUUCAAAACUGUUAAGGCGCAAAUACUUUAUUGUAAACGCGAGACCAAGGAGCGUCGGCCGUUCUUCAUUUUCCGAGCAUCAUUCCAAUUGCUUCAGAGACGCCAUUAUUAUACACUGUAACGUCGCUCGGUUUCGGCGCACCGACCGAGACCGCCAAGCCUAACUUUUCUCACUGUAUAAUUCUAUGUAUAGACGCAAAUAUUAGCGGGGAAUAUUAAAUACGAAGUCUUUCUACCGUGGGCCGAAGACGCCGCGAACACGACGCUUUGCCCUUCGUCUUCCAUUCACUAGCAUAUUCUAACGUAUUUUAUACUUUCGAUGAGCCACGACUGACAAUUUCCGAGGUACUCGUACACGCGAUCUUCCCUCUAACUGCGCGUCUGACACGCUCGAAUCCUAGGAACGACGGGAACCGAUCUAUCACUGCUUCGUCCAGCACCAGGCCAACUUUCCACGGGGAUCGAUUUCGCUUGAUUGAUGUGCUUGAUGACAGAUUUCGCCGCUAAGACUUAAUUGUUCCAAUGGAAACGCGCUAGACAGAAGGUAAUAACAAACGAGACAACUGAAUAUCUUAAAAUAGCGCGUUACGACUGUUGUUCCAAGGAUUCCGGCGAUCGCUGCGGCGUGAACGGAGAACACGCACACACAUAUACAAACACACAGACACAAUUUCUUUGGUGAACUUCGCGGCGCCUCCGUGCACCCUAAUAUAUUUUUGGACACCACUUCCUUAGUAUAACUAUCUCCCAUUACUUCGAGUAUACACGAUAAGUAUAAUGACUUUCAAUGACAUAUCUCGGGGCAGAUCGCAAAUCCGAACGGAUCAGAUGAAAGUAAGCAAAAGCUGCUGACCUGUUACGUUUCUACGAACAAGAUGUGCUCGAAAGCGGCGUUCAAAUGAUUUUGUAGAAUCUCGGAUCCUUGGUAUCCGGUUGAUCUGAUUUCCGACGGUUUUGUUCGACUUCACUUUAAACAUAUUGUUUCCGCGAGCGCGAUGGAACGCGAAACCGACUUUCCGAGUGCAUCUUCCGUCAUAUCCGUGGGUGGUACAGAUAUCAUUCUAGAUUUAUACACGAAAUGUAACGGAUACUGUUCUCGCGUCGAGGAGGAAUGGAAAUCAGGUUCAGCGACAAAUAAAUCGUUUCUUUCAUCCGGAAGUGUGGAGUUGCAGGAGUUUCUCAAAGUUAUUCGAAACACCUUUGCAUAGAUAUUGUUAUAUAGACACGCGUAUGCGCAGGUAACGAAGUUUCGAAGCGUAUCAAUACAUGUACAACAAACACACGUAUACUUGUAACAUUUAUACACGAGGUUUCUGUGUUUUUAAUCAUUUUUCGUCCGUUGUUUCGCUAUAUUUCUAUUCGUUUGGGUACUGACACCUUAUCAGAUGGACGUGAUAAGAGUGACAUUUCAUAGUAAAUCGCUGCAGAGGAACGGAAGUCGUGUACAUAGACGAACAAUGGCUACUAAUAACGCUAACCGAUCGUUACAAUUAAUUUCGAUGCUCCUUGGGUCUCGAGACUAAACCCCCGCAUCGAGAGUAUCAUCGACUACAACGGACGUCUCUCGAUUCUUAGAACGGAAAUGUACACGGGACAAGCAGCUCGCGAACGCGGACUGCUAUUUGUUAAGAAAAUCUUCGGAAGCAUUCGCGUCGCUACGCGGACACGGGGCAAAACGAUUAAAACCAGCGGCCGUGUCGGUGAACAAUUACGAGCCUCGACGUUUCUCGCGCAAACCGCUGGGAGAAUGUUCUCACUUAGCACGAUUUUAGCCCGACGUCGAGUACGAUUCUCGAAAACCCUUUCUCUUCACCUUUCUUCACUUUCGAGUUUCAUUUACGUCAACUGUAACGGCGCUUAUGCUUGAAAAGAAAUCCUUCUUCGCGACGGACUCUCCGAAAGAAAAGUUUGUUGAACAUAUUUAUAAGACGAAACCAACGUCGUGCUCCAUCAAAAAAAAAAGAAUGAAAGAAAGAGAAACAACUAUAUGUACUUCUUAAAACUUUUGGGACCAUUCUCAUUAAGCACACUUUCGAGCGAGCUCUCCGGAGCCACUUCAACGCGAACGAUCCAGUAUUAAGUUUUUCUUCGUCGAUAAAACGGAAAAAAACA